Messenger RNA from Danio rerio (zebrafish), 6008 nucleotides. The record is from RefSeq and is a predicted model, not a curated record. NCBI's taxonomy places the organism in Eukaryota, Metazoa, Chordata, Actinopteri, Cypriniformes, Danionidae.
GAUCCUCUUCACCAUUCCUAGACUCCAUCUCCAGGUUUUCAGUGUGUCUGUGUUUCAGUAGAUCAGUCAGAGCGUGUGUGGAGCUCUUGCGUGUAUGUGUGUGUGUGUGUGUGUGCGCGUGUGUGUUUCUCCUGCGCUGUGCUGCAGUAAAGAGCCCUUCGCUCAGCCAACUGCUACUACUCUGUGGAGGGCAUCGCAUCCUCCCUGCCUUUUUUUCUGUUAUUUUCCUUUUCUUGUGCUUUUUUCAAACCAUGCUUGGAGUGCCUGAAUGAAAGCGUGCGGAUUGAGGGGGAAAGGACGAGAUUAUGUGUGUGACAGAAGAGCCAGGCGUACUGCAGUGAGUCAAACAGAAAGAGUGAGAGCUCUCCACACCCAUGACCGUGUGCCUGUCUGAGAUCCACUUGAACACAGCCAAACGGACUCGUUCGUCACCUGACAGAGUCACAGUGCACAUUGUGUGGUGAGGCCGAAGAUCAGCUAGAUUCAUGGUCUCCACCGCCGUACUUCGAUGAAGACAGCUACCCCUCCCCUCCCAGGAAUAUGAAAGGUUUAUCAAGUGGUCGUCCUCAGCUCACCUUCACAUCUGGACACACCUGUGGGCUGCCAGACUGCGAUCAGUCCCUCGAUCACUUGCAGCAUGUCGGCCCAGACUCCCGCUCUCCCUACCUGCUCAGUCCCACCGAGAGUUGCCCUUUGGACCCACACCGCUGCUCACCCCGCAGCUCCAUCCACUCGGAGUGCAUGGUGAUGCCAGUUUCUAUGGCAUCUGACCACGUCUCCAGCAGCACCUUUCCUAGAAUGCACUACAGUUCACAUCAGGACAGCUUGCGGGACGACGGCUCCACUUCUCAUGGUGGAGGAGGUGGCGGAGGAGGGGUUAGCAUUGUUAGCGGGGGUGGCGGAUCCGGGAAGAUGAACCGUAUUCCUGCGAACCUCCUUGACCAGUUCGAGAAGCAGCUACCGAUUCAUAGGGAUGGUUUCCACACGCUGCAGUACCAGCGCACGUCUGCCACCACCACCAACAGCGAGCAGCGCAACGAGAGUCCCGGGCGCAUUCGCCACCUGGUGCACUCUGUCCAGAAGCUCUUCACCAAAUCGCACUCUCUUGAAGGCUCUUCCAAGAUGAACGGCACCAAGGGAGACUCUCGCUCAGACAGCGGACACCACCACCAUCACCACCAUCAUCACGGCCAUGACCAUGGGAGCCACAAACACAGCAAACGAAGUAAGAGCAAGGAACGCAAGUCAGACUCCAAGCAACGCUCAGGGAUAGCAGGCUGGUGGAGCUCUGACGACAACCUGGACAGUGACAGCACCUACCGGACUCCCAGCAUCAUGAGUCGGCACCACGGAGAUCAUAUCACUCACUGUUACCCGGAUAUGGGCCACGGGCACUUCGGUGACCUUUCACUAAAGACCUCUAAGAGCAACAAUGACGUGAAAUGUUCAGCAUGCGAGAGCAUCGCUAUGGCCCCCGAGGGCAAAUUCAUGAAGCGCAGCUCCUGGUCGACUCUGACUGUCAGCCAAGCUAAAGAAGCCUACCGUAAAUCUUCCCUCAACCUGGAGAAACCGACCAUGCCUCAAGAUCUGAAGUCCUCCAUGAGGCCUUGUCAUUUUUUACAGGUCCCUCAGGAUGAAUGGGGAGGGAGAGAUGAGGAGAUCCCAUGCAGAAGGAUGCGGAGCAGCAGCUACGUUAAAGCCAUGGGUGAUCAAGAUAGUGGAGACUCUGAUGGCAGCCCCAAAAACUCCCCACAGAAAAUGGUGCGACCCAACGCGCUCGUCAAAUCUGUGCUGCAGAGACAACUUUCAGACCAGAGCUCAUACCGUUUGGAUAAGUCUAGCCGGGACAUGGUCAAAUACCUCACCAACAUCACUGCAGAUUUAAGUCAAAGCUACCAUCUUCAGACCUCUAGGGAAAUCCAUCCCAGCAUCACACUGGAACCGUCGCCCAACUACAACUCCCCCAAAUUCCGCUCCAGGAACCAGAGCUACAUGAGAGCGGUCAGCACCCUGAGUCAGGCCAGCUGUGUCAGCCAGGUCAGCCAGGUGAGCGAGACCGAGGUCAAUGGGCAGUUUGAGUCGGUGUGUGAAUCCGUGUUCAGUGAGGUGGAAUCUCAGGCCAUGGACGCUUUGGACUUGCCGGGCUGCUUCAGGACACGUAGCCACAGUUACCUGCGAGCCAUCCAGGCCGGAUUUUCCCAGGACGAUGACUGCGUCCCCUCCAUGACAUCAUCUACUGUCACAUCCACCAUCAGGUCCACCACAGGAAUUCAGUUCCAUCUCCCUUCUUCAGGCAGUGUGGAUCGGCCAUCCCAACAACCACCAGCGGUCACCUACACUCCUAGUACACCCACCUACAAGAGGACACCUCCGCCUGUUCCCCCUCGCUCCACCUCCAAACCCCUGAUCUCCAUCACGGCGCAGAGCAGUACAGAGUCCACGCAGGAUGCCUACCAUGAGGGACAGCUGGCCAGAGGUUUCUGGGGUUCAGACGGGUCGAGUCUGAGUUUGGGUCGAGCCCUUUAUAACUCCACUGACAGUCUGGACAGUGCCAAGGCCGUCACUAUCGCCAUGGAAGCUGCUGCCAUGGCGAUGGCAGGAAAGAGACACCCCUCCACCGACAGCCACAGCUCAGUUAUGACCUGUGAUAAAGCUGUGCUCGUCUCCAAGGCAGAGGAGUACCUGAAAACACCAAGAUCAUCUAUAGGAAUACAGGUGGAAGCAGCAACUGAUUCAGAGUGUGAAAGCAAAGGCUCUCGAGAGUAUCAGUCUGUUGGGAUUCAAGUAGAGGACGAGAGACGACAGGGCCGGUUUAAGCGCUCCAACAGUGUCACCGCCGCUGUUCAGGCUGACCUGGAGUUGGAGGGUUUCCCUUUAAUGGAGGAUAAAGGCCUUCAGUUUGGUGGAGGUUUCCAGCGUCACAGCGAGCCCAGCACUCCAACGCAGUAUGGAGCUGUCAGGACCGUCCGCACACAGGGUCUCUUCAGCUACCGUGAGGAUUAUCGCACCCCCACGGAGCCCCCGAGUCCCCAACGGAGCCCCGAGCCCUGGCUGGAGCCCUCGCCGCGGGAGCCCAUUGCCACUGUGGCUGUUACAGUAACACCACCCCAACCGUCGGAUUCAGGGAGAGCGUCACCCUCCUGCAGGAGAGACGGAAGCUGGUUCAUGCAGCUGCUCCACGCGGAGACCAAAAAGAUGGAGGGAUGGUGCAAAGAGCUGGAGGGAGAGGCGGAGGAGAACGAUCUGUCAGAGGAAAUCCUGGGGAAGAUCCGGAGUGCUGUAGGAAGCGCGCAGCUCCUGAUGUCCCAGAAAUUCCAGCAAUUUUAUUGGCUUUGCCAGCAAAACCUAGACCCCAGUGCCAUGCCUCGGCCCACUUCUCAGGACCUUGCCGGGUUCUGGGACCUGCUGCAGCUCUCCAUCGAUGAUGUUACCUCCAAGUUCAAUGAGCUGCAAAAGAUCAAGUCCAAUGAUUGGAGGCUUAUUGACAGCCCAGUAAAGAAGCUCCCGCCGCCAGUACCAAAGAAGACAUUACGUAAGAGUGUGACAAGGGAAAAAUCUUUGGAUCUCCCAGACCGUCAGAGAAUAGAGGCACGACGGCGCCUCAUGGCAGCCAAACGCGCAGCUUCAUUCCGCCAAAACUCAGCAUCAGAGCGAGCCGACAGCAUCGAGAUCUAUAUACCAGAGGCCCAAACACGACUUUGAGAGACACAGGGAACAGCUUUAUCAUAUUGUCAACAUCAUUUUCAAUACCAUGACACAAUCAUCAGGCUAAUCGUCCAAGACAAGGGUUAAGGUUUUUGUAUACCUGGUUUCCGAACUGCCUGUAACAUCUAUGUGAAGUUUCCCUAUUAAGGGAGACUCACACUUCCCCACAAUAAAACAUAUUGCACAACAUAUCGCAAUUGUAGGCCCUCAUGACAACAGUGUUGCCUGACGAAGCAAAACUUCACAUAUAAGCUUUAAUCACAGCUGAGAAACACAUUCAAUCUGAUAUUCUCUUUGUUUGUGUCUUUAUGACAUCCGUUUAGCACUUUCAAAGUUGAAAAUUCACAUUUUGAGGCCUCAAAUCUAAAGUUUUCAUUUGUUUUCAUUGGAUUGAAGAAAAGUAUUUAGUUUGUAUCCUGUUUGGUUUCAUUUGCAUUUAAUUUCUCUCCCUCCAUUAUCGUAGUUCAGUUUUUUCAGUGACGUUCGUGGUAUUUUUGUCUCUUGUUAGCAUUGUGCCAGUGCUGAAAUACCUCAAUCAUACAUUUCAGACUGAAGCCGCUUGCCAGAACGGACAGUCACAGCCUUUAAAAAAAAAAGUCACAUUACACUGUUAUGGAGUAACUUCAAUCUCAGAAUGAGGGUUUACGCUGUCAGAUCAAGAGAUCAGUUUUUAUUAUUCUCGUACUUACAGAUAUAAUGCUGAUGGAUUGUCAUUCUAGAGGAGCUGCUGUAUAUGUUUUUGGGUGCAAUUGCUUCAAACCUAAAAUCAACAAUGUAAAGGUUCAAAAAUGCAUUUUGCACUUUCUUCUAAAUGUGUGUUUGUAUGUAUUUCCAAGGGAAAUGAAGUUCUAAAAGAUAUUGUUGCAGUUGAAUUGCAAGGUUUUGUGUGACUAUCGAUUUGUCAUUUCAUGUCUCUGAAUGUUUCAUUUCUGCAGCCUCAUCUGGCCAUUCAUCGGUUUGUAUUUAUUUUAUUGAACAGUUUUUCUCUCAAUCUGCUGUUAUCAAAUGUCUGACCCAUGUUCUCUGCACAAAAAUCAGCUUUUUAUGUCCUUUCUGUACGUCUUGACAAAGAAUCAAUGAUUCUGUCUGGGCUGAAGGAGAUGUCGGUGUACCCAUUAUUAUCUUGAUCACUUGCUGGUUGGUGAUGGAUGGUUUAUCUGUAAGACUGCACAUCUGUGAGAAUGAUUUAAUAGUAUAAUCAAACUGUUCUCAAGUCAGUUUGAUGGCAUUUGUACAAAAAGGUGACUGCAGUAAGGAGAAUGGUUGAUUAUAUUACAUGAUCAUAACCAAAGGCUAGCGCUACUUUGACUUGUUAUACAAUUGUUGGAUUUAUUUAAUUUAAAAUUGUUUUUCAUUGAAGUGCGUCACUAAUGAUACCACUUCCUGUUUGACGUCCAGCAGUUCAGCUCUAACACUUGUUCUGUAAUAUGAAGUGUAAAAAGUGGGGCCUAAAAUUAACACCUGCCAAGUGCCAAAUGAAAGCAAAAAAUUAGUUGCGCAGUAAAUGAUAUCUGCCAUUUUUGCAUUUUUUUUAUUUUUACAAUGUCAAAGAACAAUGUGGUUUAGCACUAUUUUUAAGUUGUAAUAAUAACUGUGCUGUAAUGAUAUAAAUGUAAUUAGAAACGCAGCACUGUGAUCUCGUGAGCAGCUCACAAUAGUAAUGUUUUCAGUGUUUCAGCAUUUGCAAGUGCUGUGUGUAUGAGUUGCUUAAAAUACGCAUUUAAAUGGCACCUUAUUUACCUCUUUUGCAAGAUCUAAGAAAAGCCUUUGGUGUCUUCAGAAUAUGUAUGUAAAGUUUCAGCUCAAAUUACCCAUCAGAUUAUUUAUUAUAGCCCAAAGAAUCUGCCCAGUUUGGUGUCUCAAUACAUUGUAGCUGAUUUUGUAGCCUGUGGCUUUAAAAGCAAAUGAGCUACUUUUCCCCGCCUACUGUUACCACAUGCGUGUCUGCUUCUUAUCAUAUGCCUCAGAUAUACAGCAGUCAGUGACAGAGACAGAGUCUGAUGAAGCUGAAAUACAGCUCAUUGGUCAAAAAUGGCAAGUAAGUUUAUUUAAUGUAUUUGUAGUAGUGUUUUUUCAAGCCUUUCUGAAAUGAUGAGUCUUGCACAAAUGCCUUUUGUAGUACACUCAUACCCACACAUAUUAGCAUUUACUGACACCAUGCAGCCGUGGUGAUUAUAGUGGUUAAGAAUUACAGCAAUUCGACUGUCUUUUUUGCAAACAUACUCAGUUAUAAAAAUGUUUUUAAUCUUAUAAAACUUAAAAAAAAAUUAAUCCCAGUUUAUUUGCAAAACAAAAUGUUCUGU